Molecule: messenger RNA, 2760 nt
Organism: Eimeria maxima
Lineage: Eukaryota; Apicomplexa; Conoidasida; Eucoccidiorida; Eimeriidae
Exons: 10
Coding region: 1-2760 (919 amino acids)
Source: RefSeq, a predicted model, not a curated record
AUGGCUUCCGAAAUAGGCAUGGUGUUCAUGUUUCUGAUCCAAGUUGGGCUGGCGCUUGUGAUCGUUCUGGGCGCGUUUUUCUUCAUUGUUUAUCAUUUCUUUUCGCACACAUCAUCUGAACCGCAUCCACCUUCGAAAUUCCGAAAUGCCGUUUGGGGUCUGCACUGCACACGGCCGCCUUCAGGCCAAGACCUCGGGAAGCAGCAGUUCAAUAAAGCGCGUGAUGAUGUCUACCGCGUCCUUCGUGACGAGAUCUCUUUUAAAGAGCGGAAAAGCGCUAACAGCCCGGUCCGCAUGCUGAAUAGCAGCGGUGCCUAUGGCUACCAGAACGCCUCUAGUAGUGUGCCUCAUGCGGCUGCUGCAAUCCUGGGGCAGCAGCCGCUGCAGCAGCUACCGCGUCCAUUCGCUGCUGGUGAUCUCUGCACUUCAGGAGCUCAAGCGUAUACCCAGGAAUGCAACACUGCAUGCGCUUCGAUGACACGGCAAGCAGCGCACUGCCCCGCGGAGCUAUCUGCUGCUGCACUUUACACGGGAGCUGCGGGCUGGCGUCUGACAGGCCAACAGCAGCAGCCGGCGGGAGGAAGCGGUUCACUAACUGCUGCGAACAGCGCGCGCGCCGCCGCAGCACUGCCGCUGGCUAGUGCAUCCGCUAGCCGUACAGACUUUCACCCUUUGAACGCCGAGGAAUCGGAUUGCAGAGACGCCGUAGCAGCCUUCUAUCUGGGAGGCCACUGCUGCUCACCCUCACGGGGGAGUACUAGCAGCGCCAAUGCAGCAGCGGCAGCAGCGGCAGAAGCAGCAAGCAGGGAGUGUCAGACGAAAGAACUUGCACAACUUGUGCGAGUGGCAAACGCAAUCGAAUCUCUUCUGGGGGCCUCAGCGAAACGGCGCGCGGCUGAUAGUACCAGCAUCAACCGCAGCAGCACGGGAGGUGCAAGCAGCGCAGCAGCAGCGGCAACUGGCGCAGCACUGGCUCAACAGCAGUCGUAUGAUGUGGGAAUUAUAGGCACCAAGAACACAACGGGGGGCAGGGAGAGCAGCAACAUACUGCAGCAAGAGGCCAACCCCUGCCAGCAGCUGCAGCCUGCAUCCACAUUUUCAGCAGUGGACAGACCCACUAGCAAGAGGGAGGAGACAAUGCUUGUCGAUCCCCCAGCUAAGCGGCGUCUGAGUGCUGCUGAGGGGAGCCCUAAUAAGGCUAAGGGAGAGGUGACACAAGAGCACAGAAGAUCACUUGCUACAGCAACGGAAACAACGAAAAAACAGAGAACGAAUCUAAUGACGAAAGUUCUUUUGUUAGUGUGCAGCCACCAGAACAAAAACUACAGGGGAGGCAGAGUGCGCCUCAUAGAAUGGUGUAGAAGAUACGCAGGAAGCCUCUCCCCUGAUCAGUGCGCCUCUGCUACAGCGAACUAUUUCUUCUUCUUUUGUCUUGCUGCUGCCGGUCUUUUUUUCCUAUUAUCAGUUUCCACUGCAUGCACAGCUGCCAGGCAAGGAGGCUCGCGCGCGGACUUUGAGGCGACGCUCGAGGCCACCAAACAGAUUCGUUCGGUCUUCUGCCCUCACGUCCCCAACUUCUUCGAAGUGCACCUUGUGGGGGAUCUCGUAAAUGAAUCCGAUUUUAUCCGAUUUAUGGAUGGCAUUUUAGCUGACGAAGAGCCGAGCGAAGCCAGGCUGACGAAGGCGGCUGCGGCGUUCCCUCUUGCGCCGAAACAGACGUUGAAACGUUCCUACGAUGCAGGUUUCUCCUCUGCUCUGUCGGCGCCCGCUUUCUCUGAUUUGAAUGAACUGCGGGAAACGUCCGACUUACAAAAGCAUCAACUUGAGGCGCGGACUCGAACAACAAGAAAAGCCAGCUGUCUAGAUGCUGCCGUAGACGCAGCAGAACCGGCUGCAACUGUUUCUGCCUCUGGUCUUCCCUCAAGAGAAAUCAACCCACCAGCAUUACUAAUGCGUGCAACCCCGAAGCUUACUGCAACAAACAUGUCUUCAAAAAUGUGGUGGAGAGAGCCAAGUGCCCAACCCCUCAGUUACACGCAAGAAGAACCUCCCCCCUUUUCAGAGACUGCUUCCACUGCAGCAAGUGUAGACAACCAGAGAUUUGAAUACCCAGCUGAUCCGCCCUUCUAUUUGGCAGCUGCUGCUCUUUCAAUGAAACCCGAGGCUGCGGCACAGGCGCGCACGUGUGAUGCAGCAUCCGAACUGCAACAACAGCGCAGAGAGGGAGAGGAGGAGCACAAACACAAGCGGCGAACAAAGGCCUCAGCUUGCAACAGGAAGGACAACAAAAGCGGCAAAGAAUCGGGCCCCAAUUAUUCGCACCUGUCUCUCCAAAAGACGGCGUGCAAAGGGGAGGCCCCUUCCUCUUCGGUAAUGUGGAGGCUGUCGAGCUCAGCCGCUGCUGGUCCUCCUCCUGUUGCUGCUUCUGCUGGCCGCAGCACCAGCAGCAACUGCAACGGCCGUCAGCCGCAGCAUCAAAAAUCACCGCAGCAGCAACAGAAGAGAGGCAAGGCGAAGCAUCCAGCAGUCCACGCUUUCCCAGGCACUCCUGAGUCGCCCUUUGGCAGCUGCCCUCCCUUGACUUUUAUUUGCAGAGACGCUGCUCUAUCCUCAGCGUCGCUGGGGCCCCUAAGCGCUGCGGGCAGCACCCAAUGCAGCACGACGAAGUCUGAGAGGGUCGUAACAGCCGGCCGUGGAGGCCUGGAAAACGCCAGAAGGAAUAGGACGAGAAGCAAAGGUGUGCUCAAAAAGGAAUUGUAG